This is a messenger RNA of Eruca vesicaria subsp. sativa (arugula), 2120 nucleotides long. The record is from the annotation of a GenBank genome assembly. NCBI's taxonomy places the organism in Eukaryota, Viridiplantae, Streptophyta, Magnoliopsida, Brassicales, Brassicaceae.
CUCUCAUCUCUUCUUCUUCUUCCUUUUUGCUUUUCAUCUCUCUCUCACUUGUUAAAUCUGCAUUUAAGAUUUAUUUCCAGUUGAGUGAUAAAAAGUUAUUUAAUAAUUCAAUCUUUGAAAGGUCUUCCUUUUUUUUUGUCCGUCAAAGUCUUCUUCAGCUUUGAAAAAACAUUUGUGUUUUACUUUUAAACAAACUGUGUUUCAACUUUUGUGUGUGUGUCCACUAGAAGCAGAAAUCUGAAAAGGUGGGAUCAUCAUUGAGAGCUAACAAGAGUUUUGUUUUGUGGGUUCUCUUCACUUUUUUUCUCUUCUGGUUCUUCUGCUGAACAUUAAUGGGGGAUAUGCAAGUUGGUGUUGCCAAUAUUGACGAUAAGGGCUUUUAUGGCUUGAUGGAGGACAAACCGGUGGCCUCAUCAAACCCAACCCUGCAAGUGUCGGUUUCAUUUGGUAGGUUUGAGAAUGAUUCACUUUCGUGGGAGAAGUUCUCUGCUUUCUCUCCAAACAAGUAUUUGGAGGAAGUUGGUAAGUGUGCUACUCCAGGUUCCGUAGCUCAAAAGAAGGCUUAUUUUGAAGCUCAUUACAAGAAGAUCGCUGAGAGGAAAGCUGAGAUCAUGGAUCAGGAGAAACUAAUGGACAAGAAUUCUUCUUUUAGAUCGGUCAUUACAGAUCAGGGGAGUAUGGAAGGUGAAAUUGGCGGUUCUGUGACAGAGUCUAUGGUUGAUACUGAAGAAGAUAAGCAUGUGACUGACAUUGCUGCUGAAGUGAAGGAGCUGAGUGUUAAUGAAGAGACUAUCAUUGUCAAGCAAUGUCAAAGCUCGGUUGAUGAGGUGAAAGAAGAAGUCAAGAACAGUCUGGAUAGUCCAAGAUUGGAGAAACCAGAAGAGUCUGCCCUUGUGGAGGACAAACCAGAAGAGGUUUUACUAAUGGAUGAGAAAGAAGAGACAGAGUUAAGAGAAGACGUGACAGAGAACAUUCUAUGCAAUGACACUACUGGCAAUAUGAAUGAAACACCAAAGAAGGACAUGGAGAAAGAGAAAACCCAAAAACUAAUCAAGAAGGGUGGAAACGUUGGGAUCAAUCGUACAAGAAACUCUCCCAAGCCUGAGCAGGUGAGGACAAAACCGGCAACUAACAAGAUUGUAACAAGUAGGAAAACUCCACCAAGCAAGGAGGUCAAGAACAUGAUGAAACCAACAAAGAAACCAGCAGCACCUAUCUCAAAGGCCCCACCAGGGUUUUCAACUCCAAGAGUGUACAAGCCAGCUUCAAAAGUCACUUCCUUAUCUACAUCCCAGUCUUCUGUAAAGAAGGAGAAUGGCUCGUCUCUACUGAAGAACAAACAAACUGCGCCAAAGUCAUUGCAUAUGUCUAUGAGUCUUGGUCCAUCUGCCUCCGAUCCUACUGCUCUUACAAGCACUAGAAAGUCGUUGAUUAUGGAGCGAAUGGGAGAUAAAGACAUUGUGAAACGUGCGUUUAAGUCAUUUCAAAAGAGUUAUGACCUCGAAACUUCUGUGGAUGAGCAAAAGCCAGCUCUAAAACAGAAUCCUGUGAAGGCAACAAGUGUUUCGUCAGUAGCUACAAGGCAUAAGGAAAGUAGCAGGCCUGCAAAAGCAAGUGGCAUGGAGAAGAGAAUUAGUACUAGCGCUCAUGGUUCUGCAUCUCGUGGGUUGAAAAGCAGUGUCACAGCUGAGAAACAACAAAAAGAGCUUUCCAAAUCUGGUGCUAGACCUGUAGAGAAGACACGUUUGCAGAAGAACCCAAAGACUGGAGUGGUUGAUGCCAAAACCCGAAGGGAGUCUCUGAAUCCGAAAGCAAAACCCAUGCAGGGUUCUCUUCCAGUACGUACCUUACCAAAAGUGGCUUCAGACAAGAUGUUAUGAUAGCUAUAUCCUUCUUGAUAAAGUGUGAUCUUUGUCACCAAUGUUGUUUGUUCUAUUAGUCUAUGAGUUGAAGAGCCAAAUUAUAUUUUUGUUAUAUAUAGAGGAGUCUCUAGUAUCAUGUAAUAAGCCUAAUGUUAAUAUCCCUGAGGGGAUGGAUGAUGAAUAGUUAUAAUUUACUUUCAUGUGUAUGUGUAUAGACUACGUGGAUCAUGUUAUUUAUCGCAAUAUUAUCAAAUCUUG